GGUCUAUGUAUUUAUUGUGCGAGUUUCAUGCUGAUGGCGGUUACUGGUUCUUAUGUUAUGUCUUGAUCUGAUUUGAUGAUGUGAUGAUUGUUUGAUUGUUUCGUUGUUUUCUUCGAUGGGUAUUUAUGUUAUGUUAUUUUCAUUCAAAACUAUUCUAUUCUAUUCUAUUCUUUUGGAUUUAUAUUACCCUCUCACCUCUCACCUCUCACCUCUCACCUCUCACCUCUCACCUCACGCCGACGAAAAUCUCAUCUAGUAAAAACCAUUGGGAUCGGGAAAAAAAAAACUCGACAUGCAUUCCCGAGAAGAUGAAAAGAUGACGGAUCGUCUAGAUAGAGAUGACGAUUCGUAUUUUCCUACUGUGGAAUGGCCCUCGCAACAGUCUACCUGGCGAGCGAGCUCUAAGUCGCUGGUUUGUAGAUUUGCUGGGUCUGGUGUUGCGGAGCUUGGAGAGGCGGCUGCACGGUUUGUGGAGGAGAGUGAUGAUAGGCCGCUUGUUUUCAGACUUGCUGGGUCUGGUGUUCUGGAUUCUGGAGAAACUUCUUCACUGGUUGUGCGGGAAAAGCGUAUGAAGCCGCUUGUGCAUAGACCAGCCGUACAUGGUUUCCUGGCUGUCGAAGAGACUUCUCCACAAGUUGUAAGGAAAACUCGAACGCAGCCGCUUGUUCUCAGACCAGCCAUACCUGAAAUUACUGUAUUGCAUGAUAUCGCAGAACGAAAGCCAACCAUGCGACUGCAAUCUACUCUUCCAUAUCGAUCUCGAGUUACAGACGAGUCUCGCGAUUCAAGACGGAGAUACAAACAGUCUUUGAGGAAGUGGAUAGAACGUAAGAGACGACGCGAAGAAAGGGAGAGAUGGAGUGGCAGUGAUAGCCGAGAAAGCGGUCGGGUUGGAAAUUCGCAUCAUGAAAUCGAUCUUGCUAUCAUCGAGCGAAGAAUCUUGGACUCACUUUUGGAUUACAGUCACACGGUUGGCAAAGAAGAAAAUGAGUUGAAAGAUUUCGUUGGAAAGGAGCAUACUCUUGAAGAAUGGCAGGGCUGGGGUAAAAUGCUAGUCGAACGAGCGGAUAAAAAGAAGAAAGAUUGGGAAGAGUAUAGGGAGAAGAGAGAGUUGAUGGAUUAUAGAGGUCCAAAAAUCGAUGGAUUAAUGAAGGGAAAGUGGUCACGGGAGCAUCUUUUGAUUCGGUCGAUUUAUUAUUGUCUGGAUAAGCUUGAUAGGGUCCUUGAAGAAGCAAAGGAAUGUUUGCGCAAGACUCACUGCGAAACGAAGGAAGUCGACAGCGAAAGGGCGGAGCAAAGUGUGGCAGGGCGCGAGAAAGCACAGUUUGUAGAGACUUAUUUGCGGGUUUGCAUUGACUCUGAUGACGAUGACCCGUCGGCUAUGCGACCGGCAAAGCGCAAGCAUUUACCUCUCCGAAUGAAGAAAUGAAGAACAGUCACGCGUGCUAGUACUGGCGAUGGGGAUGCGUAGACUAGGCCGAACGCUGAGGAUUCUAAGAAUAUUGAUACAGAGUGCAAGCACAGUUUAUGGAUGUGGGAGAUACCAAGGCUUGGGAACGAAAAUUUCGAGAACUGUUGGGAGGCAUGAAAUAUGUAGUCAGAUGAACAACCGAGGAUCAGGAGUGAAAAUAGAUUUAACACUUAGAAUUUCACGAGGCAUGGAAAUAAGAAAAUUAUUUGGGCGUGCAUUGUCGUGAAUCA
Molecule: messenger RNA, 1701 nt
Organism: Botrytis cinerea B05.10
Lineage: Eukaryota; Fungi; Ascomycota; Leotiomycetes; Helotiales; Sclerotiniaceae
Exons: 2
Coding region: 293-1429 (378 amino acids)
Source: RefSeq, a predicted model, not a curated record